Messenger RNA from Lecanosticta acicola, 1446 nucleotides. NCBI's taxonomy places the organism in Eukaryota, Fungi, Ascomycota, Dothideomycetes, Mycosphaerellales, Mycosphaerellaceae. The record is from the annotation of a GenBank genome assembly.
AUGUUGUUCACUAAAGCAUUUACCGCGCUCUGCGCUGCAUCUUUCGCCUCUGCAGCUCCGUAAGUACCCAGCACACCUCCAGGCUCUUUCCGCGCGUCGCUUUGCUGACACCCCAUCGCAGAAAUGUCAUACACCGUGCUCCCAGCGGCUUCAACUGGGGCAACGAGAUUAUCCGCGGUUGCAACAUUGGAGGCUGGCUGGUCCUCGAGCCCUGGAUCAAGCCAUCCAUCUUCCAGCAGUUCCCCGAUUCGAAAGGCAUCGUCGACGAAUACACCUUGACGCAAUCCCUCGGCGCCGAACAAGCAUACCAGCAGGUCCUGAAGAAGCACUGGGAAACUUGGGUGAGAUGGGAGGACUUCAAGAAGAUCAAGGAUUCGGGCUUCAAUGCUGUGCGCAUUCCCGUCGGCUUCUGGGCAUAUGAUAACACUGGCACUCCAUACUCCAAGGGCGCCGCGCCUUUCAUCGAUGCCGCUAUCGAUUGGGCUCGUUCGCUGGGUCUGAAGGUCAUGAUCGACCUUCACGGUGCCCCCGGUUCUCAGAACUGCUUCGACAACUCCGGGCAGAGAUGUGACAAGGUCGAGUGGACCACUGGCGAUACCGUCAAGCGUACCCUCAACGUCCUGUACACCCUCCAGAAGAAGUACGGCGACGCCAAGUAUGACGAUGUCAUGAUGGGUAUCGAGCUCCUGAACGAACCUCUCACUCCCGAACUCGAUCUCGAUGUGGUGAAGCAGUUCUACAGGGACGGCUUCGGGCAGCAGCGGACCGUCAGCCAGUCGCGAGUUGUCGUUCUCCAGGACGGCUUCCAGAACACCAACACUUACAACGGCUUCCUCACCCCAUCCGACCACAACGCGCAGAACGUCGCUCUUGACCAUCACGAAUAUCAGGUCUUCGAAAACGAUGUCGUGUCGAAGACCCCGCAAGAGCACGUGCAGUACAUCUGCGAGAAUGCAUACGUGUACAAUGGUGCUGACAAGUGGACCUUUAUUGGAGAGUGGACCGGUGCAAUGACCGACUGCGCUUAUGCUCUGAACGGGUACGGCAAGGGUGCUCGGUACGACGGCUCGUUGCCUGGAUCGCAGUAUGUUGGUUCCUGUGCAGGCAAGAACGACAUCGAGUCCUGGUCCCCGCAGAUGCGGGAAGACACUAGGUAUGUGAAUCAACGUCCGGCUGUGUAUGCUUCUCCCAUUUCUAACACUUCGUAGGCGCUACAUCGAAGGCCAAAUGGAGGCUUUCGAGAAGUACACCCAGGGAUGGUUCUGGUGGUACGUACCUCUUCUGGCACCCGAAAGUCUCCCGCGUUGAUCACUGACCUCAUCCGCGAACAGGAACUUCAAGACCGAAGGCGGCAAGGCUCCAGAAUGGGACGCAUUCGCUCUCAUCGAUGCCGGCAUUUUCCCUCAACCACUUACCUCCCGCAAGUACGGAACCAUCUGCUCCUAG